AUGACGUGUGGACUAGUGCGCAUAAGACUGGCGAGGUUUGGCCGCCGGAACAAUCCUCUGUACAAUAUCGUAGUCACACAGUCGCACAAGGCGAGAGACUCUCGUCCGAUUGAAGUCCUCGGCACUUACAACCCAACACCAAAACGAGUGAGUAAUAGUGCUGUUCCCAUCAAGGAGGUGAAUCUUGAUUUUACGAGGGCGAAGUACUGGAUCGGUGUGGGUGCUCAGCCGAGUGAUAUUGUCACAAGGUUGUUCAUCAAGGGUGGGAUACUUCCAAGGGAAGAUUGGGCCUCUAGCAAAGUUAGAACGAGUAAAGUGGUAAGUCCGCUUAAAGAGCUGAUGGAGUGA
Molecule: messenger RNA, 348 nt
Organism: Huiozyma naganishii CBS 8797
Lineage: Eukaryota; Fungi; Ascomycota; Saccharomycetes; Saccharomycetales; Saccharomycetaceae
Gene: MRPS16
Product: mitochondrial 37S ribosomal protein bS16m
Exons: 1
Coding region: 1-348 (115 amino acids)
Biological process (GO): mitochondrial translation
Cellular component (GO): ribosome; mitochondrial small ribosomal subunit
Molecular function (GO): structural constituent of ribosome
Source: RefSeq, a predicted model, not a curated record